UUCCAUUUCGUUGUAAUAUUAUGCUCGAAGAAACUUGGUUGAACCAAUCACAAAUGAACGGACUUCUCCGCACGGGCCCCGAUUUUAUUUCAACGAGUUGGUCACUCAGUUCGCAUUGUUCUCCAAUUCCGUCACGUUAUCGGGUUUCGAUCUUCAAUCUCUGGUUCGAGCACCCAAACAAAGCGUCUUUUCUGUCGUUACAGCUACCGACCACCCACAAGUCAUGUCAACGUCUUUUCGUUCAAUCAAUGAUUGGCGAGAACUGUUUAUCCACGCAUGGAGUUCCAGAACGACUGCCGGCGUCCACUCAGUCACAUUCCAGCUAACUCCCGGUGCCAGGAACGAAGACCAAUUUGUCGUGCAAGAAUGGCUCAUCGAUGGCAGAUGGUGGAAAUUUCCCGCUGUUUUCGAUGGCCAUGGUGGUGCGCAUACAGCCGAAUAUGCUGCCGCCAAUCUUCCCCGGCUGAUCGAGGAGGCACUGCGCGAAGUCGUCAAGGAGUGCCUACAUCGAUCCCGGGAUACUCUCGUCAGCAAGGUGAAGAAGGUCUUGCGACAACGGAUCGAGGAUUUCGACCAAGCAAUAGGCGACGCUGUCAAGAAUCUGUGCUCAGACUCCUUCACUCUGAACUACCUGCAAGUGGUGGCUCUUGUCGACGCUAACAAAGGGAUUCUCCAGCGAGCAUUUUCCGGCUCCAUGCUGGUGCUGGCUCUUAUCGAUGAGGAGUGAGAGAACAUGUGGUUAGCUGGACUAGGUGAUUCAACUGUUGUAAUAUCCUGUGAAGAUCCUGAUGGGAUAGGAUAUGAUGAGGGCCUCCUUACCCUUCAUAGCACAUGUACUCCAAAGGAGUAUCUUUCUAUUGCCAUGAUGCAUCCCUCAGAGGAAAAGGAGACCAUAAUGGAAAAUGGUCAGUUGUUGGAUGUGGUACCAUACACAAGAGGUUUGAGUGACUAUAGUCCCAAGUUCCCAUCAGAGUUCUCAACAGAGCUCUUCU
Messenger RNA from Guyanagaster necrorhizus, 992 nucleotides. RefSeq lists its product as uncharacterized. The record is from RefSeq and is a predicted model, not a curated record. Bases 224 to 727 code for a protein of 167 amino acids. NCBI's taxonomy places the organism in Eukaryota, Fungi, Basidiomycota, Agaricomycetes, Agaricales, Physalacriaceae. The transcript is spliced from 5 exons.